Molecule: messenger RNA, 1309 nt
Organism: Lagopus leucura (white-tailed ptarmigan)
Lineage: Eukaryota; Metazoa; Chordata; Aves; Galliformes; Phasianidae
Gene: TMEM59L
Product: transmembrane protein 59 like
Exons: 9
Coding region: 1-1065 (354 amino acids)
Source: RefSeq, a predicted model, not a curated record
AUGGCGGCCCCGCGCCCCCCCGCGCUGCUCGCGCUCGGCCUCGCGCUCACCGCCGCCACCGUCACCGCCGCCGCCGGGGGAGAUCCGUUCUCGGCGCAGCUCGGGGACACCGGCCCCGGCCUGAGUGCCUCCAGGGGUCCCAUUCUGCUUUGGGAUCUCCUUCUGUAUCUCCGUCACGGAGCCCCCCCAUCCCCCGGGGGCGGUGGGGGCCGCGGUGAGGAGGUGGAGUGCGAAGACGCUGUGCUCAGCGCCUGUCACCGCGGCUGCCGGCUGUUCUCCAUCUGCCACUUUGUGGAUGCGAGCGCGGGGCUGAACAGCACCAGGGCUGAAUGUGAGGCAGCGUGUGCCGAGGCCUACAUUGGAGAGGAGGAGCAGUGGGGCUGCAGGACCGGGUGCCGCGAGCAGCUGCCCCACGUGCAGAGGAAGGAGCAGAGCGCAGAGGUGAAGGCGCCGUCGCUGUCGGUGCUGGAUUUGGUCUCCUCUUUCUGCACUGACAUCGUCAGCUCUGCCCACAGCUUCAUCUCCUCCACGUGGACCUUCUACCUGCAGGCGGACGAUGGGAAAGUGGUGGUGUUCCAGUCGCAGCCCCACAUGGAGUUCCCGCUGCCUGAAGCUCAGAUGACCCAACCAGAGUGGCCUGAACCAGGGAACGAUGCCCACUCCCCCCAACUCCACACAGGCCCCCAGCAGAAGGAGGAAAAGUCCCCCCCCAAGAAGGAGCCAUGGGGCAAAGCCAAACCCAUGGACACCCCACAGCCAGAGCACGACUUCCUGGGCUGCAUGGCCAAGCGCUCGGGCCUCCCCCGCUGGAUCCUGGCCGCCUGCCUCUUCCUCUCCAUCGUGGUGAUGCUGUGGCUGAGCUGUGCCAGCCUGGUGACCGCCCCCGAGCAGCACAUCAGGACUCAGCCUCUGAGCAUCAAUGGUGACAGGGAGUGCCUGGAGGACCCGCGUGGCCCCAGUGUGUUCCCACUGCCGCCCGUCAUCGCCGUCACUCUGUGCCCCACACACGGUGAGGAUGUGGGGCCGCUGCCACUCAAGGUCGACCUGGACAAGACCAUCCUGUAGUGCUCCACCUCUCCCCAUCACCUCCUCAUCACUUCACUGUCCCCAUGCCGGUCCCCCUUCCGACCUCAUCCCUCUGCCUCCAUCGGCCACAGCCUGGAACUUUCCCCCUCCGUCAGCACUGCUGCACUCUGCACUCCCGCUGCCCAGAGCCCAGCGACCACCGCCAGCAUGGAAGGGGGGAGCGCAGCCCCGGCCCCCCCUCCGGGCACGGCUCCAGCGGGGCAGAGGCAGCGCCUGGGGGGGC